UUAUACAUUUACAUAUGUGUUUUGACUUGUACUCUUUUGACAAUUGUUUUAAUUUAAUUUAAUCUUAUUAAAAAUAAUGUCUUCAUUAACUGUAGUGUCUAGAAAGCUGAAGUUGCUGAAACACUUAAAAUACUUAAUAUAUGUCGAUACAAAAUUUUAUGCAUCAGAUUCAAAAACUCCUAUGUACAAAGUGUUUAAUAUCUACAGAUGGAAUCCCGAAUAUCCGGAGAAGGAACCCUUUAUGCAAGAUUACACAAUCGACCUAAAUGAUUGCUCACCUAUGGUACUAGACGCACUGAUAAAAAUUAAGAAUGAACAGGAUCCAACGCUGACAUUUAGGAGAUCGUGUCGAGAAGGUAUUUGUGGAUCAUGUUCCAUGAACAUGGACGGCGUGAAUGGCUUGGCAUGCAUUAAAGGCAUAGAUCGUGAUAUUUCAAAGCCUUGUAAAAUAUACCCCUUACCUCAUAUGUAUGUCAUCAAGGAUUUAGUCGUAGAUAUGAACAACUUUUACAGGCAAUACAAUAGUAUAGAACCAUGGCUUAAACAAAAAAAACCAGUCACCCUCGGGAAAGAGCAAUUCUUACAGAGCAUAAAGGAUCGAGACAAACUGGAUGGUCUUUACGAGUGCAUAUUGUGUGCAUGUUGUUCGACAUCAUGCCCGAGUUAUUGGUGGAAUUCGGACAAGUUUUUGGGACCAGCCGCGAUCAUGCAAUCCUACAGGUGGAUUAUCGAUAGCAGGGACGAUUUUGCUAAAGAAAGAUUGAAAAAGUUAAAAGACGCACAUUCGGUCUUCAGAUGCCAUAGUAUUUUAAAUUGUACAAAUUGUUGUCCGAAGGAACUAAAUCCAGCUAAAGCGAUUGCUUUGACGCGGAAGCUCGUCGCCGGCGUAUCCAAGAAGCCCAAGUCCCAAAUGAAAGUUACUGGACUCCACAAAUAACAGUCCCUUAUUGUAUAGUUAUAAAAUUAAACAAAAUUUUUUAUCAACACCUGUACUUUUAAACAAAAAUAUACGUACCUAUAUUUGUAGAG
Agrilus planipennis (emerald ash borer) is the source of this 1029-nucleotide messenger RNA. Its product is annotated as succinate dehydrogenase [ubiquinone] iron-sulfur subunit-like. Gene Ontology annotation, cellular component: mitochondrial membrane. The record is from RefSeq and is a predicted model, not a curated record. Gene Ontology annotation, molecular function: electron transfer activity; 2 iron, 2 sulfur cluster binding. Lineage: Eukaryota; Metazoa; Arthropoda; Insecta; Coleoptera; Buprestidae. Gene Ontology annotation, biological process: tricarboxylic acid cycle; respiratory electron transport chain; aerobic respiration. The coding region runs from base 77 to 937 and encodes 286 amino acids. The transcript has 2 exons.